GAAAUAGAGGGAAAGAGAUUUACCAACACAAGCAGAACAUAAGGUGUAAACCCCGACUUGUGAUUGAUUUAGCAGACUGAAGAACCCCUAACUUUAUCUAAAAUGGGGAAAAAGAAAGAAAACGACAGUUCCGACCCUUACGGAGAACCUGCUAAACAUGACCCAACUUUCAAUGGACCCCUCAAAAACAGGGGCUGCACUGAUGUUAUUUGCUGCAUCUUUUUCAUGGUUUUCAUUGGUGGAUACCUGGUGGUGGGAGUUCUGGCCUGGCUGUACGGGGACCCCAGGCAGGUUAUUUACCCUCGAAACUCGACCGGAGUUUUCUGUGGAAUCGGACCCAAUGAAGGGAAGCCCUACGUGUUUUACUUUGAUAUCCUGAAAUGUGCCACUGGUACCAACAUCAUGGCAGCUGCUCUGAACGGACUGCAGUGCCCAACUACCCAGGUGUGUGUGAACACUUGCCCUAACAGCUACUGGAUUGUUCCUCUGAGUGGAUAUUUUCCCGGUGCGAAUCCCAGAGACGUGUUCAGUGACAAGUACUGCAGCCCAGCCAUCGACCUGCAGACCACCAAACUGACUGUGGAUCAAAUUCUAAGCAAAGAACUGUGUGCCAGAUUUUAUAUUCCCUCCACUCCAGUUUUUAAUCGGUGCAUCCCCAAAAUCGCUGACUUGCCGGGCAUCCCUUCUAAUUUCACCUUACCUGGGACUGCGACUGCCAACGAAACUGCCAGCAGCAUUAUGAGCGCCACCGGUGAUCUCUUUACGGGGUUCAAUGCUAAAGCCUUGGGGGUGAAGAUUUUCGAAGACUUUGCCAAAUCCUGGUAUUGGAUUCUAAUUGGUCUGCUGAUCGCUAUGCUGGCCAGUCUGCUGUUCCUCUUGCUGCUGCGCUUUGUCGCUGGAGUCAUGGUCUGGGUUCUCAUUGUCGGGGUGAUUGGAGUCAUUGGCUAUGGUAUCUGGCACUGUUACUGGGAGUAUUCCAAUUACAAAGCGAAUAAUGCCUCCAUAUCGGCCAUCGGCUUCACCUCGGACGUCUCUGUCUUACUGCGGGUUCAGGAGACCUGGCUGGCUUUCUUGAUCAUCCUGGCUGUGUUGGAAGUGGUUCUGCUCCUGAGUCUAAUCUUUCUGAGGAAACGGAUUCUCAUCGCUAUCGCACUAAUCAAGGAAGCCAGCAAAGCAAUUGGUCACAUUAUGUGCUCGCUGCUCUAUCCCCUGGUCACCUUCGUCCUGCUGGUUAUCUGUGUGGCUUACUGGGGCAUCACUGCACUAUACCUGGCAACGUCGGGGGUGCCUCUGUACCGGGUGAUGGCACUUAACCACUCUCUGCCAAACUGUGCGAGCAUCAACGGAACUGAGCCCUGUGAUCCAUUGAGCUUCAAUGCAUCCUCGUCCCCCUGCGAGUCGGCGCGCUGCAUGUUCUUGAAGUACAACGAGGAGGGCCUGUUCCAGCAGAACCUCUUCAACCUGCAGAUCUACAACGUGCUGGGCUUCCUGUGGUGCAUGAACUUCGUCCUCGCCCUGGGCCAGUGCACCAUGGCCGGGGCGUUCGCCUCCUACUACUGGGCCUUCAGCAAGCCUGGGGACCUGCCCUACUUCCCCGUGGCCAGCAGCUUCCUCCGCACUUUGCGGUAUCACGUUGGUUCUCUGGCGUUCGGCUCACUCAUUUUGACCAUCGUCCAGUUCAUCCGCAUCAUUCUGGAGUAUCUCGACCACAAGUUCAAAGCUGCUCAGAAUCCCUGCACUCGCUUCAUCAUGUGCUGUCUGAAGUGCUGUUUCUGGUGUCUGGAGAAAUUCAUCAAGUUCCUCAACAGAAACGCCUACAUCAUGAUCGCCGUUUACGGGAAGAAUUUCUGCACCUCUGCUAAAAACGCUUUCUGCCUGUUAAUGAGGAACAUUGUCAGGGUGGUGGUGCUGGAUAAAGUGACGGACCUGCUGCUGCUGUUUGGAAAAUUAAUGGUGGUCGGGGGAGUGGGAGUCCUGGCGUUCUUUUUCUUCUCUGGUAGAAUUGAGAUGCCGGGAGAAACAUUCAGUGCCAGCUCACUGAACUACUAUUGGGUGCCGAUUAUAACAGUGGUUGUGGGGUCCUACAUGAUUGCUAAGGGUUUCUUCAGCGUGUACAGCAUGUGUGUGGACACCCUGUUCCUGUGCUUCUUGGAGGAUUUGGAGCGUAACGAUGGUUCUCAGGAGAAGCCGUACUACAUGCCCAAAUCUCUCAUGAAGAUCCUCAGCAAGAAGAACAAGCAGCCCAAACAAAACAAGAAGUGAGGACCCUCACUCUCACUCUCACUCUCACUCUCAUUCUCACUCUCACUCUCACUCGCACUCGCCUCCUGAGUCCUUGCUUAGCCCUAAACACCAGCAAACGCACCACAAGCCUUUUAAACACACAGACCCAUCUUCAGAGGGGAAAUUACUUUCAAAAAAAUUGGAUACAUUUUAAGAGAAAGGAAUUGCUCAUUUGGUACUGGGUAGUUAUUGCUAAGUUUUGUAGUCGUCUAACUACAGGGAUUUCUUUAUCCUGAUCAAAAGAGUAUGUAGCGUCACAUUUCAUUUUCUUAGUUUUUAUCAUUCUGCGUGCUUCUUAUAGUAAUCAAAUACUCUAAGUCUGUGUUGCUCUGACAGAGUUUAGGAGCUGCUGUUCAGUUCUGGUUAUCUGCCAUAGACAUCUGUAAUGUAGGCUAGAUCAGCCAGAGUCUUUUAUAGAAAUAAGAGCCAGCGCCAUCCAGUGAUCUGCCCCUACAGUAUUUGAGUGACUGCAAUAAGAAGCACUUGGAAUGAUUGCAAACAUCAUGAAGAAGUAAGGGGGACAGUGAAAAUAAAAAUGAAUAAAUUAGAAGCUACAUGGUCUUUAGAUACAGUAGAAGAACACAGAGCUUGCAUGCCAGUCCGCUGGCAGGGUAAUACCUGUAUGUACUUACACAGCACCUGAUGUGUGAGAAUGGAAAAGCUUGGUAGUUUUAGUUCAUUUACAAUGGUCUGAUUUCUUUCUGAAAAUUUCAAUAAGACAAGCAUUUCCUCAAUCCAGCUUUUUAUCAGAUUUUUAUUGCUAAAAAAAUGUGACUGAAAAAUAUCCUGGAUUUGUUUUUAUUUUAACUUGUACAACACAGUCCUAAUAUACAGAAAUGAAGCAAUAGCAAACAUGGAACGUCAUUUUAAAACAGGCGGUGCUAUGCCAAGUUCUCGGUUUGCUUGCCUUAGUUUCAGGUCGGCUGUUACUGUUUUAUUUCCUGGGUCAACUUAAAAGUGUCUGGGGUUGCAAAGGCAUUCAAAGGGGGUGGAGCCAAUACACUCUGCCAUGUGAUCAAGGAAGUGCGAGACUCUGAAAGCAGCAGAGCUCGUGCAGACAGAUUCCUCUAACUUCACUGUGCACCAGAUGUUUUCAAAUGAAUUCCAUGCUUGCUGUAGACCCUGACAGUAAGAUGCAGGGAAUUAUAGUUUGCUAUAAAAACACAGUUAAUAGACAAAAAGGUUUGACCACAUUUCUUCUUGGUGCUUAACUGCAAUUUUCACAAAUAACAAAAAGGAGCAUGCAGGGAAGUAAGGAUAGUGAUGGGGGCUACAUUUUAGAAAUACAUUUUAAGGAAAAAAUUGUUUUUUAAAUACAAAAGGGGAUUAAUGAAGAAGUAACGCACUUUAUGGCUAGAGACAAACAAAGCUGGAAAGACUCUGCUGUCUGUGUCGAUGGUGUAGGAAUGGAGAUCCAUGCUGAACACACAAGCCGGUUUCUGUGCCUCAUGAGAUCCAUGCUGAACACACAAGCCAGUUUCUGUGCCUCGUGAGAUCCAUGCUGAACACACAAGCCAGUUUCUGUGCCUCGUGAGAUCCAUGCUGAACACACAAGCCAGUUCCUGUGCCUCGUGAGAUCCAUGCUGAACACACAAGCCAGUUUCUGUGCCUCGUGAGAUCCAUGCUGAACACACAAGCCAGUUUCUGUGCCUCGUGAGAUCCAUGUUGAACACACAAGCCAGUUUCUGUGCCUCGUGAGAUCCAUGCUGAACACACAAGCCAGUUCCUGUGCCUAGUGAGAUCCAUGCUGAACACACAAGCCAGUUUCUGUGCCUCGUGAGAUCCAUGUUGAACACACGAGCCAGUUUCUGUGCUUCGUGAGAUCCAUGCGGAACACACGAGCCAGUUUCUGUGCCUCGUGAGAUCCAUGCUGAACACACGAGCCAGUUUCUGUGCCUCGUGAGAUCCAUGCUGAACACACAAGCCAGUUUCUGUGCCUCGUGAGAUCCAUGCUGAACACACAAGCCAGUUUCUGUGCCUCGUGAGAUCCAUGCUGAACACACAAGCCAGUUUCUGUGCCUCGUGAGAUCCAUGCUGAACACACAAGCCAGUUUCUGUGCCUCGUGAGAUCCAUGCGGAACACACAAGCCGGUUUCUGUGCCUCGUGAGAUCACGAAUGCACAAGGCCAAUGCUUUUGUCAUAAUGUAGAAAUGUUUAUAAAAAAAAAAAAAAGUUUGAGAAAUGAAAUUUGUGUGUAUUUUGUCUUUUUCUAUUUAAUAAGUAACGGCAAAGUGCCUGAUUUGUAAUACUUAUUUUUUUCCAAGAAGUUUAUAUUAUAUCUGUUCCUUUUUUAAUGUCAGAACACCUAAAUAUAACUAUUAUUUGCACCAUUUUUUUAAAUUAAAACAAAAAUGUUACAAAACUAAAUGCUUGAUGAUAGUAAUAGCAACAUUAUCGCUGUCCCCCUUUUAAAGGAGUGCUAGCCCAGGCUUCUUCAAAUCCAUUCUCUCAUCUCUGAUUAGUAAGAGCAACAUUAUCACUGCCCCCUGAAACAGCAAACCCCGAGUUAGCAGUGAUGUGAAGGGGAGUCGUGGUAAUGGUGCCAAUGCUAAGAGAUUUAUUUUCAACACUGUGGAUCGUACUCUUUUAAAGAAGGGAAGGGAUAAUGUUAGUACCAGUGAUUAAGAAAAUUGAUUUUAAAACCUUGGUCAGACCAUGCAGCAUUACCAGAUUCAAUGCAAAUCCCAAUGCUGGUGAUGAAAAUGAAGGUAGCAUAAUGUUGAAUUGACAGCCCACUCUCAAAAUGCUUUCAAUUUUUUAUACCAAAAGCACUUUUUUAGAAUGUUUUUUUGUGACUAAUACAUCAUAAAGGUGGAAGCUUGCUGUAAAAAAUGUAAACAUAGUUAAUGUAAGAAAGUCUAAGAGAUUAAAAUAUUUAAUUUAAACCAAA
Acipenser ruthenus (sterlet) is the source of this 5174-nucleotide messenger RNA. RefSeq names its product choline transporter-like protein 4. Gene Ontology annotation, cellular component: plasma membrane. Lineage: Eukaryota; Metazoa; Chordata; Actinopteri; Acipenseriformes; Acipenseridae. Gene Ontology annotation, biological process: thiamine pyrophosphate transmembrane transport; choline transport. Gene Ontology annotation, molecular function: thiamine pyrophosphate transmembrane transporter activity. Bases 103 to 2262 code for a protein of 719 amino acids. The record is from RefSeq and is a predicted model, not a curated record. The transcript is spliced from 22 exons.